Molecule: messenger RNA, 1650 nt
Organism: Rotaria sp. Silwood1
Lineage: Eukaryota; Metazoa; Rotifera; Eurotatoria; Philodinida; Philodinidae
Source: the annotation of a GenBank genome assembly
AUGAUGCAAUCAAAAUAUACAGCAGUAGCUACGUCAACUACAUGGUGGGGAAUGUAUAGUAUUCAAAUGUUACCAGCCUAUAUGCUAAAAUUCAGUUCGACCUUUAACAGAAGUCUUUCGAGAUUAGUAUCAAAUCCUACUACUGAGCAACAACAGUUAUUUUAUAAUCAAAUUGUGACAACAUUUGGAACUCACUAUGUUUCAUCAGUCAUUGUUGGUGGUAUUGCACAUUAUUAUACAUUUUUAACUGAAGAAUGGCAACGUCAGAAUAGUCAAAGUUCAACUGAAAAUCAAGUUUCAAUUGGUUUUCAUCUUGGUUUCGAUAUUCCCCUUGGUAUUGGUGAAGACUUUGGAGGUAUUUCAUUUGGUGGUGGUUGGGGAUUUAGUGGUGGUAUUCAAUUAGAAACAUUUAAGAAAAAUUCAGCUACCAAAUUUCUUUUUCGACCAGCACCUGUAGACUUAUCCUCUACGCUAUACAAUCAUACCUGGAUAGCAUGGGCAUCUCAAACAGCAAGACAACCUGUUGUUGUCAAUCGAACACUUAUUCCUUUGUCAAAUCUAUUACUUGAUUUUCCUAUUGGUAUUGCAGAACACUUACAAAGUACCAUAGAUUUUUAUCUUAGGACCGGCAGAUUACCAAAACUUACUGAUGUAGUCCGUAAAGAAAAACACUCAUCAAUAUCUAUCUCUGGUCUUGAUGUAGUCGGCUGUGGAUACGAUAUCAUAGAACUUCAAAGUAAACAAUGUCUAUUCGACAUGACUUAUAACCAAAAUAAGCUCUGGUCGAAUGUUUUCAACGGUCAUAGAUCAUAUCGAAUUCCCGAUGGAUAUUCUGUUACGGGAAUACGGGAAUUCAACUCGACAUACAACACUCAUAUAUUUGAUAGUUACGACAAAUUUAUUGAAAAUUCUAUCUAUAUGAAUCAACAAGACACAGCAAAAUUUCUUGGUUUUGGUAUGUCGUACAAACAUAAGGAUAUUGUCACACGACUUCAAAAUAUAUAUAAAUAUCAUUUAAAACUUGCAUGGACAAAUCGAAAAGUUCUUUGGUAUAAUCUCUCAAUUGUAAAUUUAACUAUUUCACCACUAAAUUCUGUUGCGAAGACGGCUCUAAAUGAUUUACCAUCAAUCUUCAAGAAAGAAGAUUUUCAAAAAGUUUGGAAAAUAUUUUUUGAUACUUAUGGUACUCAUUAUGUGUCGAGUGCAGAAUUUGGUGGUAUGAUAUGGGCUGAGGAUUAUUUUAACCAAUGUCUAAUCACGAAAAAUUCAAUACAAUGGAUUAAAGAUCAAAUUAAACGUUCUUAUUGGUUUAUUUCAACAAGUGAAUUUAACAGUUUGUAUGUACCUGUAAUAAAUCAAGACUAUUUGCAAUAUCGUAUAUCGACAAUGUAUGUAAUUGGUGGAGAUAAUAAUUUGAAUUCUUUUCAAUUUAAGAAAUGGAUGCAAAGUAUCAAAGAUAAGCCGAAUGCAAUUACCUAUAGCCUUCUACCUAUCUAUACACUUCUACCUCUGAAUACACAAAAACGAAAGGCAUUGGAAGAGGCCACUCUUUAUAUUCGACUGCAAGCAGUAAAUAUGACGAAUGCUUAUUUAAAUAAUCUACAAUCCGUCGAUUGGUCAAUUCCAAGUAUAAAGUGUUUUUCUCCGUGA